GAGUUUGUCAAGCUGUGUCCUGCAGCUUCAAACCUCUGCUUGAGACAUGCCUGUGUCUUUUUCUAAUCGUCCAACCUCAAAUUUUAAUGUAACAUUUCCUUCGGUUUCUAGCAAGAAGUCCAAAAGUGUCUUUCACAUAAACACAAAGUUGGAAUUUGAUAUCCGUCCACACAUUCGUCUCUCCUUCCUCCCCGCCCUCUCCCCCAGUUCACAAUCUAGGAUCUGCGAAGUCAGCAUCCACGCCUCGUCUUCGAGUCCUGCGUAUCCUUUGAGAGUCCAGUUGAUAUCAAUGUGCUCAACGCCAGUAUUAACAUCCUAGAAGUGGACCGCAUGGGUUGCCGGCAAGGUUAAAGCGCCGCUCAGGCCAGGCUCCUGUUGCCAAAAUGCUGUUGUUACUGGGGGGGAGGGAGAGGGGGGCAUGUCCGGCAGAAGGCCCGAACGGAGUCUCGGAUUGCGGAUUCUCUGCAGUCAGUUAUGCUGAGGCAGCCCAAACACGGCUGCCUCAGUGUAGAACGAGGCUGGCCGCGCCGAAGCGAAGAGGAAAGGCGAGCGCUGCAGUUCUGUACGGUAGUUUGGCUCCGAGUUAGACUCUCGAAGGCGCGUGGAAACAUUUAAAACAUUUAUAUCUUGAAUUUGAAUUCUGGGCGGCUCCCAACCAACAGUUUAAAAAUUAUAUAUAUAUAAUUUUUAUAUAACCACCUAAUAUAUCCCUUAAAGCCAGUUAUCUCAGGCCCGGAUACGCUUCCGUUUUCACGCUCCCAGACAUCGCUGCAAUUUUUUUUUUCUUUUUGGCUGAGCAGAUAUAUUUACCCGCAGCAGCCAUCACGCGUUGCAAACCGCCCAGGGAGAGGUUUCUGUUGCAAAAUACAUGCACAUCACACACAUAAGCGAUUACUUAUAAAGCUUACAAAGACAAAUCUUAUGCAUUACAUUAAAACACCCGAAAUAUCAUUUCAAAACAAGAGACACUAUUGAUAUAGCCCUGAAGAAGCCGGCUCUCAGGCAGCAAAAGAGCGGGGUCUUCAUUAUAAAAGGUGGGCCGGCGUUUCCCAGCGAGAGGGAACACUUCCGCGCCUCUGCCGCCCUCAAUUCCAGUGGAAGAGGACUCCGAGUAUCAUUUCCUAGGGUGAUGACACGGGGUGGGCGCCGUCUGCAGAAGUCGCAGUAAUGGUAGCGUAAUAUUAUUAGCCACAAGACCAUUUCCAAAUGAAACGCCUAACCCUAACGCGAAUCCUCUCCAAAUGUUUACGAGAAGCAUCAAGGGAAGAAAAAAAAGGACCACUUUGAAUCUGUGGCCGUCAGGCUCCUCUCAAGAGGCUCUGUUUCCGUGACGUCACCGCCCGCGGGAGCCAAUGGGGCCGCGAUGAAGAGGCGGCCGUCAGCAGAGGUCCUCCGCCCUCCAAUGUGAGAGAAAAGGAGUCAGCCGAGUAGCGGUGUUGAAGUGCAGCCGUUUGCAGCUCCUUCGGGUCGGUAGAAAGAGCCUCAGGCAAGACCACGGCCUGGUGGCGGCUUUUCCUCAGGCAUGGGAAACUUUGUGGCCCGAGAAGACUUUGAGUGGGUCUAUACCGACCAGCCGCACGCCGACCGCCGCAAGGAGAUUUUGAGUAAACAUCCAGAGAUAAAAACCUUGAUGAAACCGGACUACAAUGUAAUCUGGUUGGUUGUACUUAUGGUGUUUGCACAACUUGUUGCUCUUUGUCUAGUUAAAGAUUUGGACUGGAAAUGGGUUGUAUUUUGGGCAUAUGUAUUUGGCAGUUGUCUCAACCACUCCAUGACUUUGGCAAUUCAUGAGAUUGCUCACAACAGUGCCUUCGGCAAUUCUAGAUCUUCUUGGAAUCGAUGGUUUGGAAUGUUUGCCAAUCUCCCACUUGGUGUACCAUACUCCAUAUCGUUCAAGAGAUACCACAUGGAUCAUCAUCGUUAUCUUGGUGCAGAUGGAAUUGAUGUGGAUAUACCUACCGACUUUGAAGGAUGGUUUUUCUGUACCCGUUUUCGAAAAUUCAUGUGGAUUAUUCUCCAGCCACUUUUUUAUUCUGUUCGACCCCUCUGUAUUAACCCCAAGCCAAUAUCUCGUUUAGAAAUAAUUAAUUUAUCAAUUCAAUUUAUCUUUGAUGUUCUUGUAUACUAUUUCCUAGGAAUAAAAUCAUUGUUCUAUCUUCUGGCAGGAAUGAUACUGGGGCUGGGCUUGCAUCCUAUUUCAGGACAUUUCAUAGCCGAACAUUAUAUGUUUUUAAAGGGGUAUGAAACAUACUCAUAUUAUGGGCCACUAAAUAAGCUUACCUUCAAUGUUGGCUAUCACAACGAACAUCAUGAUUUCCCUAACAUUCCUGGAACAAGUCUUCCACUGCUAAAGAAAAUGGCUCCUGAAUACUAUGACCACUUACCACAAUAUAACUCUUGGAUUAAAGUGCUUUAUGACUUUGUGAUGGAUGACACUGUCAGCCCAUAUUCACGUAUGAAAAGACCUGUAAAAGGUGAUGAGAAACAAGAGUAACCUUUCAGACAAAAAGUAUCUUCACAAACUUCAGAGGCGUGUCUUCAUAGUGGCUGGAACAAGAUGUCGCUUGAUAAAUACUUGAUGGCUUGUUAUCUUGAGCAAGGCUAGAAUGUGGAUAUAUUGUUACAUUUUAAAACAGAUCUUUGAAAAAUUAAAAACAUUGAUAGAAUCAGAAUGUUCCUCUUUUUUCACUUUUUCUGGCAUAGUUCAGUGCAUAAUGUUAUUAAUAUAGUAACUUGAUUCUUUAAACUUAGUUGUUUAAAUUUAUACAAUUUCUUUCAAGUAUCUGCUGACUACAACUCCUCUGCAUACUCCUUAUUUUACUAACAAAGUGUAAUUAUUAAACUUAAUUUUGAUUUAUAUGGUAUAUUAAAAUGUCUAGCUUAAAUCUCUUCUAAAUACAUGUAUGCUAUUGAUUAGCAUAUGUAAUGCUAAUAUAGCAGAUAGACAGUAUUGCAUUAUUACUUUAAAAAAUACAAACUCUUUAAAAUACCAGUACUCUGACUUCAAAAUAAACAUGCUUCCAAAGAGCUGAAACAAUUGUAUUAAAUUUAAUUAAAAUCAGCAUCCAUCCAUCAGAAGCUUGUCUGUGUAAAACACUUUUUUCUUCUGUGAAAUAAAGUCAACAAUGUGAUAGCAUA
Crotalus tigris (Tiger rattlesnake) is the source of this 3138-nucleotide messenger RNA. It is a transcript of the gene DEGS1, whose product is annotated as delta 4-desaturase, sphingolipid 1. The record is from RefSeq and is a predicted model, not a curated record. The transcript has 3 exons. The coding region runs from base 1523 to 2494 and encodes 323 amino acids. Gene Ontology annotation, cellular component: membrane. Gene Ontology annotation, molecular function: sphingolipid delta-4 desaturase activity. NCBI's taxonomy places the organism in Eukaryota, Metazoa, Chordata, Lepidosauria, Squamata, Viperidae. Gene Ontology annotation, biological process: ceramide biosynthetic process.